UGGAUAGACAGACAGUCAAUUGGCUGCAGGGCUUCAACCCUCGCUCUCUCUUUUUUCUCUCUCUCUCUCGCUCUACCUUCUCGUGCAGGAAUAUAAAGCUCUCACCAGAUCUAUUUGGCUGCUGUUGAAGGAAACGGUGGAACUUCUCUGUGUUUUUGAGUGGUUCUGAGCACCUACCUGUGUCAAAAUGAGUGACACUCUGCUGGAUGAUGGGUCCUUCAUGUUCACUUCUGAGUCCGUCGGAGAGGGACAUCCAGACAAGAUCUGUGACCAGAUCAGUGAUGCUGUCCUGGAUGCUCACCUGAAACAGGACCCAGAUGCCAAGGUUGCCUGUGAGACGGUGUGUAAGACUGGCAUGGUGCUGCUGUGUGGAGAGAUCACAUCCCGGGCCAACGUAGACUACCAGAAGGUUGUCAGAGACGCUAUCAAACACAUCGGCUACGACAACUCAGACAAAGGUUUUGACUAUAAAACGUGCAAUGUGUUGGUGGCUCUGGAGCAGCAGAGUCCAGACAUCGCUCAGGGUGUCCACAUCGACAGGAAAGAGGAGGAUAUGGGAGCUGGAGACCAGGGUCUGAUGUUUGGCUACGCUACAGAUGAGACAGAGGAGUGCAUGCCUCUCACCAUCGUCCUGGCUCACAAACUCAAUUCCAAGAUGGCCGAACUCAGACGCAACGGAACCAUCCCCUGGCUCCGCCCCGACUCAAAAACACAGGUGACAGUACACUAUCAGCAGGAGAACGGGGCAGUGAUCCCUAUGAGGGUCCACACCGUGGUCAUCUCUGUUCAACACGAUGACUUCAUCGGCCUGGAGGAACAGAAGACGGUGCUCAAGGAGAAGGUGAUCAAGGCAGUAGUUCCAGCUAAGUACCUGGAUGAUAAGACCAUCUACCAUCUGCAGCCCAGUGGACGCUUCGUCAUCGGAGGACCCCAGGGUGAUGCUGGAGUGACGGGUAGGAAGAUCAUCGUUGAUACGUACGGAGGCUGGGGGGCCCACGGUGGUGGAGCUUUCUCUGGUAAAGACUUCUCCAAGGUGGACCGCUCGGCUGCCUAUGCUGCCCGCUGGGUGGCCAAGUCCCUGGUCAUGGCCAAACUGUGCAGGAGGGUGCUGGUUCAGGUAUCCUACGCCAUCGGAGUGGCCCACCCUCUGUCCAUCUCCGUGUUCACCUACGGCUCGUCACAGAAGUCUGAGAGAGAGCUGCUGCAUAUCGUCAACAAGAACUUUGACCUACGACCUGGUGUCAUCGUCAGGGAACUGAACCUGAAGAGGCCAAUCUACCAGAACACAGCGUGCUACGGCCACUUUGGCCGGAGUGAGUUCACCUGGGAAGUCCCUAAGGAGCUCACCUACUAAACAUCCUCUGCUGGUGGUCAAAUAUAUAAUGAGCUGAUCUGGAGAUAGAAAACAGGCCCCCUCUACAGGCUCAAACCACAAAUGGUUCUGCUUUUUCAUUGGCUAGUGUUGAGGUUAAAGGGAUACUUCGGGAUUUUGGCAACGAGGCCCUUUAUCUACUUCCGCAGAGUCAGAUGAACUUGAUAAU
Coregonus clupeaformis (lake whitefish) is the source of this 1541-nucleotide messenger RNA. RefSeq names its product S-adenosylmethionine synthase-like. Gene Ontology annotation, molecular function: methionine adenosyltransferase activity; ATP binding. The transcript is spliced from 9 exons. The record is from RefSeq and is a predicted model, not a curated record. Gene Ontology annotation, biological process: S-adenosylmethionine biosynthetic process. Bases 188 to 1354 code for a protein of 388 amino acids. Gene Ontology annotation, cellular component: cytosol. Lineage: Eukaryota; Metazoa; Chordata; Actinopteri; Salmoniformes; Salmonidae.